UGUUGGAAGUGCGGUCGAUCAAUUGAACCAGACAUGGAACAGUACUUUUGUGUCUGUGGUGUUGUUCAACCACCUCUGGAACACAGAAGUUUCUUUCAGAUUUUUGGAAUUAAGGAAGAUUUCGAUAUUGAUUUGAAGUAUCUCAAUGAAAAAUACAGAAAGUUACAAGUCAUACUUCAUCCAGAUAAAUAUAGUCAAAAAUCUGAUACAGAGAGAGGAUUUUCAGAAAGGCAUUCAUCGCUGGUAAAUGAAGCAUACAACACAUUACUGAAACCACUAAGCCGGGGCCUGUACAUUUUGCAUCUGAAAGGUGAAGAUUUAGAAAAAGAGGUUCAAGUUGAAACAGAAUUUUUAGGUGAAAUAAUGGAGUUGAAUGAAUCAGUGAUCGAAGCAGAAGAUAUCAAUGCACUGAGGUCCAUUGAAACAUCAACUAAUAAAAUAGUCAACAAUUUGAUUGAUGAGAUUUCGCACAAUUUUAAAGACAAAAACACGAAUUCUGCAAAAGAGAAUUUACUCAAGUUAAAAUAUUUACUAAAUGUGGCUGAAAAAAUUCAA
Messenger RNA from Helobdella robusta, 555 nucleotides. RefSeq lists its product as hypothetical. The transcript is spliced from 2 exons. The record is from RefSeq and is a predicted model, not a curated record. The annotation marks the transcript as partial. Lineage: Eukaryota; Metazoa; Annelida; Clitellata; Rhynchobdellida; Glossiphoniidae. Gene Ontology annotation, biological process: protein complex oligomerization; [2Fe-2S] cluster assembly. Gene Ontology annotation, molecular function: protein-folding chaperone binding; ATPase activator activity. Gene Ontology annotation, cellular component: mitochondrion.